Sinocyclocheilus anshuiensis is the source of this 1137-nucleotide messenger RNA. RefSeq names its product eukaryotic translation initiation factor 4E type 2-like. The transcript has 8 exons. The record is from RefSeq and is a predicted model, not a curated record. Lineage: Eukaryota; Metazoa; Chordata; Actinopteri; Cypriniformes; Cyprinidae. Gene Ontology annotation, cellular component: eukaryotic translation initiation factor 4F complex; cytoplasm. Gene Ontology annotation, molecular function: RNA 7-methylguanosine cap binding; translation initiation factor activity. Gene Ontology annotation, biological process: translational initiation. The coding region runs from base 289 to 1050 and encodes 253 amino acids.
GAGGGCGUGGGGGGGGAGAGGAGAGGUGUGUCUAGAAGCUUUGGCAUGGGAUGGGAGGUCACCAUGUGUUAGUUGCAUGAUUGGACUCCACUAAGAUUUUGUGUUGGAUAGUGUUUUUCAAUGCAUGCGGUGAUUGCAGCAUGCAAAUAACCACUUCUAGCCCCAGAUCUGCAUGCUCAGGGCCUCCAGGCCGAGGACGGAUCACCGGGUUACGCGUGUGUGUGAGCAGCGGGGGCAGGUGCUCUGCGACCCCGGCUCAAACUCUUCUCUGCAGCCAGCUGGAAUGGCAUGAGGCGGUGUAGGCUGGCUGGAAACACGCGAGGGGUUGUGCACAAGCCAAACACGCUAUACUUUACAUGCCUGAAAGAUGAUGACAGUGGAGAUCACGACCAGGACAACUGCUCACCGAAAGACGGGGAGAAAGAAAAAAAUGACAAAGAGGAGAAGGACUCAAACACUACCAAGAGAAAGGCGGUGGUCCCAGGGGCUGGUGAGCACCCUCUUCAGUACAACUACUCGUUCUGGUAUUCUCGUCGCACACCAGGACGGCCAGCCAGCACACAGAGCUACGAACAGAACAUUAAACAGAUCGGCAGCUUUGCUUCGGUGGAGCAGUUCUGGCGUUUUUAUAGUCACAUGAUCCGACCGGGUGAUCUGACUGGUCACAGCGAUUUCCACCUGUUUAAGGAAGGAGUCAAACCCAUGUGGGAGGAUGAUGCUAAUAAGAGUGGAGGGAAAUGGAUCAUACGGCUUCGUAAAGGCCUGGCGUCACGGUGCUGGGAGAAUUUAAUCUUGGCCAUGCUGGGUGAGCAGUUCAUGGUGGGCGAGGAGAUCUGUGGGGCCGUUGUGUCCGUUCGCUUCCAGGAGGAUAUCAUUUCUAUCUGGAAUAAGACAGCCAGUGAUCAGGCCACCACUGCUCGCAUUAGAGACACCUUACGCAGAGUUCUCAACCUGCCUCCUAAUACCAUUAUGGAGUAUAAAACACACACCGAUAGCAUCAAAGCUUGGGAGGAUUUCCAUGGUCUAGUGAACGCAAGCGGAGGCCGCUAGUUUUUCAUCUGAAGAGUGUAAGACAGAUUAUCAAGUUAAUUUUACCACCGAAGAGGACGUUUCCGAGGAGUUUACCCGUUUUUUAAA